GUGGAUAAAUUCCUGUACCACCUGCGAUUAUCGGACGAGAACCUGAUGGACGUGUCUUUGAGGUUCCGGAGGGAGAUGGACAAGGGGCUGGGCCGAGACUCCAACCCUACGGCCGCCGUGAAGAUGCUGCCCACGUUUGUGCGCUCCACCCCUGACGGGACAGGUGAGCGGGUCGGGGGGAGGGGGUCUGACUGACAUCUGCUGAGUAAUUUUUUGUAUUUACGUUGUGUCCCAAAUGGCACCGCAUUCCCUUUAAAGUGGGCCUGGCCAAAAGUACUAGUCAAAAGUACUGGUCAAAAGUAGUUCACUAUAAAGGUAAUAGGGUGCCAUUUGGGACGCAGACUUAAACUUUAUUUAAUCAGGAAGUCCUAUUGAGGUCAGAAGACUUCUUUCUUCAGGGAGGCCUGCAGAAAUCUCAGUACAUCCAUGCCACAGGCCCCUCUUAGAGUUCAUAGAGACCCAUGCCUUGCCUACUAAUGCACAAUGCACUGUACAGGAAUAAGAAAAAUUGCACUCCUUGUGGCGGGCCGGGCGCAUGCACGCUGACUUCGGUCACCAGUUGUACGGUGUUUCCUCCGACACAUUGGUGCGGCUGGCUUCCGGGUUAAGCAAGCAGUGCGGCUUGGCAGGGUCGUGUUUCGGAGGACGCAUGGCUCUCGACCUUCGCCUCUCCCAAGUCCGUAUGGGAGUCGCAGCGAUGGGACAAGACUGUAACUACCAAUUGGAUAUCACGAAAUUGGGGAGAAAAAGCGGUAAAAAGUAACAAAAAAAAAAAAAGAAAAUUGCACAAUCCUUCAAUAAUUUCGUCUUGGUAACUUGCUUAGAUGAGUGCAGGCUGGUAAGAAGUUUUGAGUGACAGUCAUUUAGAUGUCAAAUGAGAGAAUGGUGGUGAAAAGCACAUAGAAAUCCUGAAGCUGUGUGUCUCAGCUGCAGAAUGUGACCUGUGUCAGUGACCUGUGUCAGAAUGACACCGCUAGGCCCUGUUAAGAGCCAUAGAUGGAUAUAUAUUUAUAGCUAUAUGACUCUGGCCCCAUCUAAUGUGGUUUAUUUUAUUUAACCUGUAUUGAAUGAGGAAGUCCCAUUGGUGUCAGAAUACCUCUUUCCCAAGAGAGACCUGGCCUUCAAGCCUUCUAAUGCACUGUAAUUGGAAUCUUCAAGAAACAGCACAACCCAUGCUUAGAAAUAUUUCACCUAUGGACUGAUUGCUGAGAUGAGAAUAGGAUGUCAGGGAGUUUUUUAGUUUGACAGCCCAGUAGAUCAGGAUUUCUCAAUCUUGGCCCUAGUUUCUCAAUCUUGGCACCUUUUUGUUUUUGCCCUAGCACUCACCCACUUGAUUCAACUAAUCAACUCAUCAUCAAGCCUUUGAUUUAAAUCAGGUGUGUGAGUGCUAGGGCAAGAACAAAAAUGUGCACCCCUUUGGGUCCCCAGGACCAUGAUUGAGAAACCUUGCUCUAGAUGAACCCUUAGAUAAUGAGAGUAUGCUGGUGAAGAAUGGCACAUAGAAAAUCUGGGCUCUGUUACAAUAUCCAUCCACACUAGCAUACCACUUAGACGGAAACAGUGAAUUGGGCAUGCACUCUAGGAGGGUUUUGUCUAGAAGGGAUACAGCUUUUGUCAAAAUUGACUUUUUGUUGCAGGUUAGAAGAACUUACGCAGCAGGUUAGGAGAAUUAACGUAGCAGGUUAGGAGAAUUAGGUUAAGGUUAGGAAAAGGAUUAAGGUUAGCUAAAAUGCAAAAAAGAAAAUCAACUUUUGAUGUAAUUUUGACAAGCUAUAUACCAUCUAGAUAUUACACUCUAGCGGUAGGCCUAUGCUGCAUGAACACUGAAAUGUGAAGCUUUGAGUCCCAGCUGCGUUUUCCUUUGAGUUUGACCUGUGUUAGUGACUGAGACCGGGGCAUAUCAAAAGUAUAUCAGGUGGCAUAUCAAAAACCACUUUCAGAGACUGGGGAAGGUGAUUUAUCAAAAGUAACUGGAGAGGAACGGUAAAUGUGAAUUGCAGAGGAAAUGCAAAAGCGCCCAGGCAAAACCUCUGUUUGCUCAGCCUGUUGACUCUGGUCAUUAUUGGCACAUUAAACCCCAACCUAGCAGACAAGUGUCUAUCCAGCUGAACCACUGUUAUGUCUCCCUCCCUCUAUCUCAUCACUCUCACUUUCUCUGCCUCUCUCUCCUGUCUCUCAUUCUCUCUCUCUCGCUCUACUGACUAGUGUUGCACAAUAUACCGAAACUUCUGUACUUUUUUAAAAUACUAAAACAUGAAAAGCGGUUCGGUACUAGAAUUGUUGUUACUUUCAGUACUUCUGUCAAAUGUGUCUCACAUCAUAUAUGGAUUGAGAGGAUUGAGUCUGUCGAAGAUUCAGAAAAAUUACUAAAGGGGGCAGUAGCUAGCCAGGCUGCGCUUGCACAUGCAGCUGACACCGCGCAAGCCACUUAAGAAGCAAGCAAGAAGAGCAUGGCUUCUUCAAACGUAAACUUCAUACCUCCACGGCCACAGUUUUUAUUAUAGCUCAGUGCCCGCAGCUUGUUGACAAAACUGGCUGCAGAAGCGAACUAUGGGAAUACUUUGAUUACAGAGCAGAUGAGGGCCAGCCCACCAAAACAACUAAGCAAAAGGUGUUACAAAGCAGUACAGUGCAGUUUAUUAGGCUAUAGAUUAAAUAAGUGAUGAACUUCACAGGGUGGCAAAGUGAUGAGCUUGAUGCUCCUUUCCAAUAAAUAUCGAGGGUCUUAUUCUGGUAACAUGAUCGAUGCUUGGUUGCAGUUUGACAAAUACAAAUAACACUCUUAUCCAUAAUAAUCUCAUAAUGUAGGUAGUCUACCUGCACUGUAUCUGCCAGUUGUUGGCAAUAGCGCAUGUGCCAAGACCAGAGUGGGUACAUUUGCUAUAUAACGCAACAGUUUUUGUGACAUAACCAUCAGUAGAGUUCAAAAUGCGAUGGAAACCUAUUUUACUUGUAUUUAUAUUCGGUACAUGGGAAUUUAACAUAAAAAGUUAUUUUUAUGUGCACUGUCAUCAAAUAAUCAAAGCUUGAUGAUGAGUUGGUUAUUUGAAUCAGUUGUGUAGUGCCGGGGAAGGGGUGGGGUGGGGGGGGGGGGGGGGGCUGCUGUAGACUAAAUGUCUAUGGUAGACUAUUGCAAUAUAGAAGCUUCAAUGUGUUUUUUUUUAUGUUGUUUUGGAACUAAACUAUUCAUUUAAUAUAUUAAACCAUUUAGCUGUAAUGAAUAAUGAAUUAUACUGUAGGUCUAAGGAAUGUCAUUUGACCCAAUAUUAUGGCCAUAGAUGAGCAAAUUAACUCUGUAUCAAAUUAUAUUUUAAAACAGUUUAGAUGUAAUUGUACAAUUAUUUUGUCAGCUCUGAGUCUUCUAUAUGGUUUUGUAUGAGGAAAAUUGAAGGUAUUCUUCUGUUAUUUAAUAGUGUUUUAUUUUUGCAAGGAAUUGAAUAUAGAAUAUAUAUUUUAUUUGUUAUUUUAUUUGUUCUACCAGUUAUCAACAUAUUGUUCAAUGUUUAAAAAAUAUGUAUUAUGAUACUAUAUGUAUCGAAGACAAAUCUGAAGACACACUACUCUCUCUCUCUCUCUCUCUCUCCUUCCUUCCUUCCUUUCUUCCUUGGCAAAAGAUGUCUACAUGUUAUGGUUUUCUUUUCUAUCUAAAUUAUGUGGUUAGCCAUUGAUCAUGUAAACCUCACUUUGAAAAUGACAUUUAAAUGAAAAGGAUGUUGAAAUGUUGAAUGUUCGGUAGGCUAUUCACUCAAUUUAUUUAUAUUUAUUUAUUUCACCUUUAUUUAACCAGGUAAGCCAGUUGAGAACAAGUUCUCAUUUACAACUGCGACCUGGCCAAGAUAAAGCAAAGCAGUGCGAUAAAAAACAACACAUAUGGGGUAAACAAAACAUAAAGUCAAAAAUACAACAGAAAAUAUAUAUACAGAGUAGCAAGUUAUGGAGGUAAGGCAAUAAAUAGGCCAUAGUGCAAAAUAAUUACAAGAAAUGUGACAGGAUUCAAAACAUAUUUUAUACUUGUUUAUUGCAUUGAAUAAAACCUUUUAGUUUAGCAAUUAACAUUUUAUGUUGGUUGUCUGGUUGUUAUGCAAUAAGGUCAGUCCAUUGAAAGAUUCACCACUUUAUAUCUCAUAAAAAUUGUAGAAGGCCAUGGGUAUGUUAUUGGCAAUGGGUGAAAGACAUCACUUUUCAAAGAGGACUCGGAUGGUACGAAGAAUCCUACUGCUUCAUGGUCAAAGUCCUCUCAGUGGUUGUAAUGAAAUUCGUUUUAGUCUCACCCAUGAUUACCCCUGCUCCAAUCAACAUUAUUGCUGCUCAUGGUCAUAUCUAUUGCAGCUUUGUAGCUUUCAUAAAGACUGUGGUAGAAACAUAUACACUUUUUAUAAAAUAGUACUAUGAUAAGAAAAAGAUUAUUAGGCCUAGUUGUGGGACAUUCUUGGAUUUAUUGUUGUCGUCCUCCAUAUAAGCUGUUUGGAAGACUUGUAGUAUAUAAUUUAUUUACCCAGACGAGCACCACAUUCCCACUUAAAUAUUUGGUAGCGCAUACCUGUUUUCUUAACCAUGUCCUUUGCAGUUAGUAGACUUAGUACUGUGUGUGUGUGUGUGUGUGUGUGUGUAUGUUUUUUAUAUCUAUUUUUUUUCUUGCUUUACAGCGUUCUUGAGUAUGUGUGUUUUUUCCCUGACUCCUCCAGAAAAGGGAGACUUCCUGGCUCUAGAUCUGGGUGGGACCAACUUCCGGGUCCUGCUGGUGAAGGUGUCUGACAACGGGAAGCAGAAAGUGGAGAUGGAGAACCAGAUCUAUGCCAUUCCUGAGGAGCUGAUGAGGGGAAGCGGCACAGAGGUGAGAGGAGAAGGGGGAUGUUCAUUUCAAUGGACUUCAGGAAUGACUGUUAACUGACCUAAAUUCACACAGAAAAUCCCUGCAAUGGGCCAGAUGCUUGACUUUUGACCUUAUUACUGUGACCUCUUAAAGAGCCAAUCAGGAGUUGAAACAAUAACAAAGCAAACUCCCCACCACUGUUUCGGUAAAAAGCUGAGAGAUGGGGCUGGAGAAAUGUAAUCACAGUUAAACUAAUAAGCUCAUGAGUUAUUUAUAAGUUAUAUUCUUCAAGAAUCAACGGGUACAUAUAAUUAAUUUAUAAGUCAAAAAAUGGAUGUAGCAACUGCUGAUUGUCCCUUAAAACACUUUGCCUCAACGUUCAGACCAAGCAGUAUCAAUGUCGGUAGGUCUGAUUUAUGACAUUUGUAUGACAUGCUGGGAAGAACAUCUGGUUCUGGAAUAGGUGUUUUGUAGGUAUUUCUAGGUCUAACUGUGUUGGUAAAGAAUCUCUGGGAAGUACGGAGGCUGGGUCAAGUUCAGUACGCGCAAAAUAGAGAACUGAAAAUAAAAACGUAUUCAACAAGUACUAAUUACCUCUUCAUAGCAGACUUCGAAAAGGCAUUUGAUAAAGUACGACUGGGGUUUAUAUAUAAAUGCCUGGAGCAUUUCAAUUUUGGAGAAUCUCUUAUAAAAUGGGUUAAUCAUGUUUUCUUUUAAAUCCAUAACUUGAAUCCCUCCAAAGCCUCAGAGGAUCUAGAGACAUUUUCUAACCUCUCUGGAUUACAACCAAAUUAUGAUAAAUGUACUAUAUUACGUAUUGGAUCACUAAAAAAUACAUUUUUUUUACAUUACCAUGUAGUUUACCAAUAAAAUGGUCUGAUGGUGAUGUGGAUAUACUCGGAAUACAUAUCCCAAAUGAAAUAAGUGAUCUCACUCCAAUAAAUUUUAAUAGAAAGUUAGCAAAAAUAGAUAAGAUCUUGCUACCAUGGAAAGGUAAAUACCUGUCAAUUUGUGGGGAAAAAUCACCUUGAUUAACUCUUUAGUAUUAUCCCAGUUUACCUAUUUGCUUAUGGUCUUGCCUACGCCUAGCAAACAGUUUUUUUAAUUAUAUGAGAAAAGAAUAUUCCAUUUUAUUUGGAACGUUAAGCCAGACAAAAUUAAAAGGGCCUAUUUAUAUAAUGAAUAUGAAUUCGGAGGACAGAAAUUAUUAAAUAUGAAAGCAUUAGACCUAUCACUAAAAGCUUCAGUCAUACAAAACUUAUACUUAAAUCCUAACUGGUUCUCUAGCAAAUUAGUAAAAGAUUGUCUCACCCAAUGUUCAAGAAUGGCCUUUUUCCCUUUAUUCAGAUUACAACCUCUCACUUUCAGUUAUUUGAAAAGGAAAUAAUCUCCCAAAUAUAAUUAUUUCUAAAACAAGCCAUAGAAAGUUGGUUGCAAUUUCAAUUUAAUCCUCCAGAAACUACAGAAAAAAUUAUGCAACAAAUAUUGUGGUUAAACUCAAAUAUACUAAUUGAUAAAAAACCUUUUUAUUUUGACAAAAUGUUUAAAAAAGGUUUAAUCUUCAUAAAUGAUAUCAUCGGUAGGACUGGUGGAGUUAUGCCGCACAUGCAGCUAACAAAAACAUAUGGAAAUGUCUGCUCUACCCAAAAUUACAACCAAAUAAUUGCAGCAUUACCGCAAAAAUGGAAGAGGAAAGUGGAGGGGGGGGAAAAGUAAGGAACUUGUCUGUCGGCCUUGCAUUAAAGAACAUAAUUUGUUAAAGAAAACUGUGAUAAAUAAAAAAGUAUACCAGUUUCAUUUAAGGACCAAAGGAUUGACAGCCGUCCCAUAUAGAUUGCAAAAUAGUUGGGAAGAGAUUUUUGACGUACCGAUCCCAUGGCAUAGUGUUUAUGAACUGAUACGCAAAACGACGAAUGUUAUUUAUAUGGGGGAUACAAUCUUCCCAGCUCUGCAGAUUUUGCUGCGAAGAGACAGAAUCAUUAGAUCAUUUAUUUUGGUACUGUCCAUUUGUAGCUUGUUUUUGGACACAGGUCCAGGAAUGGGAUUGCAAUAUUUACCUGGAGCUAACCCUGCAGAUAGCAUUACUGGGUGAUCUGAAAAGUCAUAGUCAAUCGAUCAAUAAUAUAAUAAUACUUUGAGCAAAAAAAAAUAUUUUCAAUUUACAACCUGUAGAAACAAUGAGAAUAGAAAGGUUCAGAACUUUUGUUAAACAUCACAGUACAGUUGAAAAAUAUGGCAAAUAGAAAUCCAAUAUGUUAAGAGAUAGAUGGGUGGUGUUGAAUGGAGUUGAAGGAUGGGACUAAUAACAACUAACAACAACAAGAUAACUAAUAAUGUAGGCACGCUGUGUCCAUAAUAAGUAUUUAGGUUAUAGGUUGAGAGCUUUUGUGAAAGAGCACAGUUAGAAAGAUAUGGCAUAUAGAAGCAAACCGGAUGGACAUCAUGAAAAUGAUCGGCGAGGUUGAGGGUAGAGGAAGUUCAGGAGUAAAAACAAACAAAAUAUAAUUAUUGUAAAAUUGACUGUGUCCAUAAAAUGUAUAUAGUAUGUAUAAGCUUGAAGUAGAGGCCUAAGCAUUGUUGUUCACUAGUUUACUCCAAUUAGGGAAGGGGUGGUGGGGUUGGAAAGUAAUAAAGGGAAAUAUAUUUUUUUAAAGGAUAUGUAUGUAUGUAUGUAUGUGUAUAUAUAAAUAUAUAUAUAAUUUAUUUUUUUUUGCAAGAAAAAAAAACAUAUGGGGGAUUGGAAGUGAUGCAGACAAUUACAUUCAUGGAAGUUACAAUCUAUCUGCAAUAUUAAAGCUGAUCUACCCCCUAAAAAGUAAUAAAAUAAAAAGUACUAGUUACCUCCUCCAUUUAAAAAUGUUUUCUACCAUUUGGUGCGUACUGAAAACAACCUUGUUUUGGUCCUCUAGGUUAGGGUUGUCAGAUUUAUCUCAGGGGUCGAUUCCCAUGGGGGGUAUGAAAAAAAAAAGAAAAGAAAAAAAAGUAAUGUAUGCACUAACUGUAAGUCGCUCUGGAUAAGAGCGUCUGCUAAAUGACUAAAAUGUAAAUGUAAUGUGUUCAAUAAGGGUUGAGGUUGGUAAUGGCUAUUAUGUAAUAUUUUACCAUAACAUUAUCAUUUCGCUAAAAUACAAGAAAAAUGGGGUGGGAAAAACCAUAGAUCAUAUCAAUGAACUGAAGCGGUUACUAGCACAUUGACCAGUUUGCUGCUAUAUGUUAACACUUAACACCCCUCUGUUUCGCCCUUAGCUCUUCGACCACAUUGCUGAGUGUCUUGCUAACUUCCUGGAGAAGCUGGGGAUCAAGAACCAGAAGCUUCCUCUUGGCUUCACCUUCUCCUUCCCCUGCCAGCAGACCAAACUGGAUGAGGUGAGGAAUAAGGAUGGGGACCAUUGAGGACCGCAUUAGAAUUGUGAUUUGGAGAUUUAAGCCUUAAGAAUGAUCCAGAAGUUUUCAUUGCCUGUGCGUGUGUGUGUUUAUGCAGAGUAUUCUGGUGUCAUGGACCAAGGGCUUCAAGUCGCAUGGGGUGGAAGGGAGAGACGUGGUCAGCCUUCUGAGGAAAGCCAUUAAAAAGAGAGAG
Messenger RNA from Coregonus sp. 'balchen', 8390 nucleotides. Lineage: Eukaryota; Metazoa; Chordata; Actinopteri; Salmoniformes; Salmonidae. The record is from the annotation of a GenBank genome assembly.